AUGCACAAUGUGGUACGGAAGGUACAAAUCAAGGUUGGGGUCAACUCCAUUACAGCCCAGUCUUUGUAGGUAAAAAAUACCUGGAUAGAUUUUCACCCUGCUGCUUUCACUGCUCUGCUCAUUUUACAUUUAAGGUCUCACACAAUCAUCAUUAUCAUAAUCGUCAUCAGAAAAAAGUAUAUUCUCUGUCCUUUAAAACUAACAUGGGCAAGAGCUUGUAUGUUAUUAUAUCUCCCUUGCUCAAAAUAACAACUAUUUCAUUAUAACCUUCCCUGCUCCCCUCCACUCAGGUCCACAGAAAGAUCCGUGAGGACUCGGACAUGGCCCAGGACUCCCUGCAGUGCCUGGCCCAGCUGGCCUCCAUGCACGGCCCAAUCUUCCCUGAUGAGAGCGCCCAGGUCUCCUACCUGGCCCACCUGGUGGAGGGGCUCCUCAGCAUGAUCAAUGGGUGAGUCUGUCAGAGCCUUAGACUAACUCUGGUUGGUUUCAAUGGACCCAAUCCAGGGCUAGAAACACUGCUGCCCUAAAUUAAUUUGAAACUUGGGCAGUUGUUUUCAGAUGACACAUGUAGAUGCAUCAGUACUGCAUGAUGAUUAUUUGGACUAGAGGCUGGUAGCAUGAAUAAUGUGAUUUGUGUGUCCUCUCAGUUGAAGUAGUACUUAUCUGAAUCAACAGGGCUCUGCUCUAAUGUAUAAAUAAAACACACACACACACUUGUUCUCGGAACUCGUGACUCAGUAGGUGGAGUGAGUUAGGGUCUCUCUCUCCCCUCUCUCGCUCUUCUCUGUAAUCAACUAUUCCUGGAGCUUUUUUCCAGUUGCAUCAUCGGAAAACCAUGCGGGCAGGAUGGCCAAUCUGCAGUGAUUGAACAGCUCUGCUUGCAAUUGAAAUCUAUCUGAUAAGGUUUAGCGAGCCGCACAGUUCUAGGCAGUAGGCUAGCUACGGCAGGCAGGCCUCAAGACAGUACUCUAACUGGGACUGUGGAAACCCGGCCCUACCCCAGGGCAACAGGUCCUGCUCAAUGCUCACACACUGGGCAGCACAGCACAUCGUCUGGUUUAGUACCAUACCUGUUUCAAACACAUUUGUGAAAUACUUUCAAAAACUCAUCUUUUCCAGAUUUGUCUGAUUUGAAUGAAAUUGGCCAACAUUCCUCUAAGGUUGUGUUUUGUUUGUGUCCCUCCCCCAGGAUAGAGAUCGAGGACUCUGAGGCGGUGGGCAUCUCUAACAUCAUCUCCAACCUGAUCAGCACAUUUCCCCGUGCCAUCCUGACCGCCCUGCCCAACGAGCUCUUCACCUCCUUCAUCAACUGUCUCACCCUCCUCACCUGCUCUUUCGGACGCAGCGCCGCCCUGGAGGAAGUGGUCAGCAUUACACCUCAAUCCUUAAUGCAGGAACAUUACAUAGUUGAUCCAUGAAAAAUAUAAAAUAAUGUGUUGUUGCGUUGAAAACGCACAUUCAAUUAAUCUCUCUCUCCCCCGCUAUCUCCCUUCUAGCUGGAUAAGGAUGACAUGGUAUACAUGGAGGCGUAUGACAAGCUGUUAGAGUCAUGGCUGACCCUGGUUCAGGAUGAUGAACAUUUCCCCCGUGGCUGCUUCGUCCAGCCCGCCGUUCAGGUCUUCAACUCCUACAUACAGUGUCACCUGGCUGCCCCAGACGGCACCCGCAACCUGGUGAGACACUCACACACACGUCAAUCUAGACUCAAAUAAUCAGUCAGUCAAUUGUUUUCAUGGGUAAUUGAUAUGUCAAUGCUUUCAACAGUCAAUCCACCAUGAUACACGUCUUCUAACUCCUUUUUUAGUAUUUUUUUAGUGAUCCAAUUGACAUUUUAGUCAUUUAGCAGACGCUCUUAUCCAGAGCGACUUACAAUUAGUGAGUGCAUACAUUUAUCAUACUGGCCCCCCGUGGGAAACAAACCCACAACCCUUGCGUUGCAAGCGCCAUGCUCUACCAACUGAGCUACAGUUUGUCAUACAUUCCCGCACUCACUCUCUUUCUGUUUUCUUUCUUCUUCUCUCUCUCUCCAUCUGACUCUUCUCCUUCCUUGGUCAUGGUCCCUCUUUAAUGUUAUGGUCUCUCCCUCCCUCCAGACGGUGAACGGCGUGGCAUCUCAUGAGGAGGAGGAGAUUAACGAGUUACAGGAGGACGACAGAGAGCUGUUCUCAGAUCAGCUGGCCAGCAUCGGCAUGUUAGGACGCAUCGCAGCCAACCACUGUAUCCCCCUACUGACCAGGUAUGUGUGUAUGUAUGUGUAUAUAUAUAUAUAUAUAUAUAUAUAUAUAUAUAUAUAUAUAUAUAUAUAUAUAUAUAUAUAUAUAUAUAUAUAUAUAUGAAAGAGUUCCCACAUAUGCUGAGCACUUGUUGGCUGCUUUUCCUUCACUCUACGGUCCGACUCAUCCCAAACCAUCUCAAUUGGGUUGAGGUCGGGGGAUUGUGGAGGCCAGGUCAUCUGAUGCAGCACUCCAUCACUCUCCUUCUUGGUAAAAUAGCCCUUACACAGCCUGGAGGUGUGUUGGGUCAUUGUCCUGUUGAAAAACAAAUGAUAGUCCCACUAAGCCCAAACCAGAUGGGAUGGUGUAUCGCUGUAGAAUGCUGUGGUAGCCAUGCUGGUUAAGUGUGCCUGGAAUUCUAAAUAAAUCACAGACAGUGUCACCAGCAAAGCACCCCCACACCAUAACACCUCCUCCAUGCUUUACGGUGGGAAAUACACAUGCAGAGAUCAUCCGUUCACCCACACCGCGUCUCACAAAGACACGGCGGUUGGAACCAAAAAUCUCCAAUUUUGACUCCAGACCAAAGGACACAUUUUCCCCGUCCUAAUGUCCAUUGCUUGUGUUUCUUGGCCCAAGCAGGUCUCUUCUUCUUAUUGGUGUCCUUUUAGUAGUGGUUUCUUUGCAGCAAUUCGACCAUGAAGGCCUGAUUCACACAGUCCCCUCUGAACAGUUGAUGUUGAGAUGUGUCUGUGACUUGAACUCUGUGAAGCAUUUAUUUGGGCUUCAAUUUCUGAGGCUGGUAACUCUAAUGAACUUAUCCUCUGCAGCAGAGGUUACUCUGGGUCUUCUAUACCUGUGGCGUUCCUCAUGAGAGCCAGUUUCAUCAUAGCGCUUGAUGGUUUUUGCGACUGCACUUGAAGAAAUGUUCUUGAAAUGUUCCAUAUUGACUGACCUUCAUGUCUUAAAGUAAUGAUGGACUGUCAUUUCUCUUUGCUUAUUUGAGCUGUUCUUGCCAUAAUAUGGACUUGGUCUUUUACCAAAUAGGGCUAUCUUCUGUAUACCCCCCCUACCUUGUCACAACAAAACUGAAUGGCUCAAACGCAUUAAGAAGGAAAGCAAUUCCACAAAUUAACUUUUAAGAAGGCACACCUGUUAAUUGAAAUGCAUUCCAAGUGACUACCUCAUGAAGCUGGUUGAGAGAAUGCCAAGAGUGUGCAAAGCUGGAAUCAAGGCAAAGGGUGGCUCUUUGAAGAAUCUCAAAUAUUAAAUAUAUUUUGAUUUGUUUAACACUUUUUUGGUUGCUACAUGAUUCCAUAUGUGUUAUUUCAUAGUUUUGAUGUCUUCACUAUUAUUCUACAAUGUAGAAAAUAGUAAAAAUAAAGAAAAACCCUUGAAUGAGUAGGUGUGUGCAAACUUUUGACUGGCACUGUGUGUGUGUGUGUGUGUGUGUGUGUGUGUGUGUGUGUGUGUGUGUGUUUUAUAUAUAUAUAUAUAUUAGUUGCCCUCCAGUGGGUGAAGGACAAACAGUUGAAGUCGGAAGUUUACAUACACUUAGGUUGGAGUCAUUAAAACUCGUUUUUUAAACCACUCCACAAAUCUCUUGUUAACAAACUAUAGUUUAGGCAAGUCGGUCAGGACAUCUACUUUGUGCAUGACACAAGUAAUUUUUCUAACAAUUGUUCACAGACAGAUUAUUUCACUUAUAAUUCACUGUAUCACAAUUCCAGUGGGUCAGAAGUUUACAUACACUACGUUGACUGUGCCUUUAAACAGCUUGGAAAAAUCCAGAAAAUGAUAUCAUGGCUUUAGAAGCUUCGGAUAGGCUAAUUGGCAUCAUUUGAGUCAAUUGGAGGUGUACCUGUGGAUGUAUUUCAAGGCCUACCUUCAAACUCAGUGCCUCUUUGCUUGACAUCAUGGGAAAAUCAAAAGAAAUCAGCCAAGACCUCCACAAGUCUAGUUCAUCCUUGGGAGCAAUUUCCAAAAACCUGAAGGUACCACGUUCAUCUGUACAAACAAUAGUACGCAAAUAUAAACACCAUGGGACCAUGUAGCCAUCAUAUCGCUCAGGAAGGACACGCGUUCUGUCUCCUAGAGAUGAACGUACUUUGGUGCGAAAAGUGCAAAUCAAUCCCAGAAUAACAGCAAAGGACCUUGUGAAGAUGCUGGUGGAAACAGGUACAAAAGUAUCUAUAUCCACAGUAAAACGAGUCCUAUAUCGACAUAACCUGAAAGGCCGCUCAGCAAGGAAGAAGCCACUGCUCCAAAAAAAAAAAAGCCAGACUACGGUUUGCAACUGCACAUUGGGACAAAGAUCGUACUUUUUGGAGAAAUGUCCUCUGGUCUGAUGAAACAAAAAUAGAACUGUUCGGCCAUAAUGACCAUUGUUAUGUUUGGAGGAAAAGGGGGAAGGCUUGCAAGCCAAAGAACACCAUCCUAACCGUGAAGCACGGGGGUGGCAGCAUCAUGCUGUGGGGGUGCUUUGCUGCAGGAGGGACUGGUGCACUUCACAAAAAUAGAUGGCAUCAUGAGGAAGGAAAAUUAUGUGGAUAUAUUGAAGCAACAUCUCAAGACAUCAGUCAGGAAGUUAAAGCUUGGUCGCAAAUGGGUCUUCCAAAUGGACAAUGACCCCAAGCUUACUUCCAAAGUUGUGUCAAAAUGGCUUAAGGACAACAAAGUCAACGUAUUGGAGUGGCCAUCACAAAGCCCUGACCACAAUCCUAUAGAACAUUUGUGGGCAGAACUGAAAAGGCGUGUGCGAGCAAGGAGGCCUACAAACCUGACUCAGUUACACCAGCUCUGUCAGGAGGAAUGGGCCAAAAUUCACCCAACUUAUUGUGGGAAGCUUGUGGAAGGCUACCCGAAACGUUUGACCCAAGUUAAACAAUUUAAAGGCAAUGCUACCAAAUACUAAUUGAGUGUAUGUAAACUUCUGACCCACUGAGAAUGUGAUGAAAGAAAUAAAAGCUGAAAUAAAUCAUUCUCUCUACUAUUAUUCUAACAUUUCACAUUCUUAAAAUAAAGUGGUUUCCUAACUGACCUAAGACAGGGAAGUUUUACUAGGAUUAAAUGUCAGGAAUUGUGAAAAACUGAGUUUAAAUAUAUUUGGCUAAGGUGUAUGUAAACUUCCGACUUCAACUGUGUGUGUAUAUAUAUAUAUAUAUAAUCUAUAUCACACACACACACACUAGGGUUGGCCGAUAGCUGAUUCAAUUAAAUAUUGUGAUAUUUGACUUUGACGAUAUAUCGUGAAGUAUAAGACUAUACUCUGUUUGACUUUACAAAUUAAAACAGUGCUGUUUUAUCAGUUACGCUGUAUCAAUAUGUUGAAAAUGAAGUCUAAAUGAAUGAACUAAGCCUUAUUUUUUUCCACCACACUAAGAUGAUUUAAUGAGAAUGUGACUAAUAUUGUAAGUAAGCACAAAUUGCACAGUCUGGAAUGAUUUUGUCAUUAACGACUCAAAACGAUUAUCGGAUAUCGCAAUAUUUGGAGUAGUAUAUCAUAGAGGUCUCCCCAAAUAUUGGUCAAACCUAACACACACACACACACACACACAUAGACACACACACACACACACUCCUCUUGCUAUUAGACUAUCCCCUAGCUCUUUAACUGAGUUUCAUGAUUCUGACCUGUGUGUGUGUGUGUGUGUGGUUGGUCAGUCUGUUGGAGGACCGUGUGACGCGGCUCCACGGCCAGCUCCAGAGGACCCAGCAGCACCUCAUGAACUCAUCUAACCCCGGAUCAGUAGACCGCAAGGUCCUGGAUGACCUCUACGAAGACAUCCACUGGCUCAUACUUGUCUCAGGUCAGUGGAUCGCUGUGAUCAUAUUUACUCAGAAUAGUCCACUCAGCAAAUCAUUUAUUUGUUUAUUUAUAAGGUACGAUUCCCAACAUAAAUAAGGCACUAUCAAUCAAUCAAUCAGGAGUCAUCAGGCCAGGUAGUCCUGAGGCAUGGUCCUAGGGCUCAGGUCCUCCGGGAGGGGAGGGAGAGAGAGAUAUUUAGAGGGAGCAUACUUAAAUUCACACAGGACACCAGAAAAGACAGGAGAAUUACACCAGAUAUAACAGACUGACCCUAGCCCCCUGGCAUAUAGACUAUUGCAGCAUAUAUAUACUGGAGGCUGAGACUGUGGGGUUGGGGGACACUGUGGUCCAGUCUGACGAUGCCCCCGGACAGGGCCAACCAGGCAGGAUAUAACCCCACCCACUUUGCCAAAGCACAGCCCUCACACCACUAGAGGGAUAUCAACAGACCACCAACUUACUACCCUGAGACAAGGCUGAGUAUAGCCCACGAAGAUCUCCUCCACCUCACAAGCCUGAGGGGGCGCAAAACCGGACAGGAAGAUCACGUCUUUUAGACAGCAAGGGCGGUUUGUCGCUCCAGUGCCUUGCCGUUCACCUUCGCACACCUGUGCCAGACUACACUCAAUCAUGGGACCUACUGAAGAGAUGAGUCUUCAGUAAAGACUUAAAGGUCAAGACAGAGUCUGCCUCUCACAUGGAUAGGCAGACCAUUCCAUAAAAAUGGAGCUCUAUAGGCGAAAGCCCUGCCUCCAGCUGUUUGCUUAGAAAUUCUAGGGACAAUAAGGAGGCCUGCUUCUUGUGACCGUAGCGUACGCGUAGGUAUGUACGGCAGGACCAAAGAGGAGAGAUGGGUAGGAGCAAGCCAUGUACUGCUUUGUAGGUUAGCAGUAAAACCUUGAAAUCAGCCCUAGCCUUAACAGGAAGGAAUAAGUAAUAUGAUAAAAUGUUUUGGUUCUAGUCAAGAUUCUAGCAGCCAUGUUUAGCACUAACUGAAGUUUAUUUUGUGCUUUAUCCGGGUAGCCAGAGAGUAGGGCAUUGCACUAGUCUAAUCUAGAAGUGACAAUAGCAUGGAUUAGCUUUUCUGCGUCAUUUUUGGACAAAAAGUUUCAGAUUUUUGCAAUGUUACGAAGAUGGAAAAAAGCUGUCCUUUAAAUAUUCUUGAUAUGUUCGUCAAAAGAGAGAUCAGGGUCCAGAGUAACGCAGAGGUCCUUCAGUUUUAUUUGAGAAGACUGUACAACCAUCAAGAUUUAUUGUCAGAUCCAACAGCAAAUCUCUUUGUUUCUUGGGACCUAGAACUAGCAUCUCUGUUUUAUCCGAGUUUAAAAGUGAAACACAGGCUUCCAGGGUAGGCAAUUUUGGGGCUUCACAAUGUUUCAUCGAAAUGUACAGCUGUGUGUCGUCCGCAUAGCAGUCAAAGUUGACAUUGUGUUUCCCAAUGGCAUCACCAAGAGGUAGUAUAGUGAAAACAAUAGUGGUUCUAAAACGGAACCUAGUGUUGGAAACAUGGCUCAUUUCCAUCAGUGGUCCCAUGUUGUUUUAUGCAUGGAUUUAUUGUGUAACAAAUCUUUUUAGCAUUCAGUCCAAUUAUGUUCCGUUAGCAUAAAAUGAAACCUCUAACUGGACUCUGGGGGGCAUAGAUAUCAUCCUGACAAAUGUACCCUCUAAAUACACCUCCGCUGUCUUCAACCAGGAUCUCAGCGAUCACUGCCUUAUUGCCUGCGUCCGUAAUGGGUCCGCGGUCAAACGACCACCCCUCAUCACUGUCAAACGCUCCCUAAAACACUUUAGCGAGCAGGCCUUUCUAAUUGACCUGGCCCGGGUAUCCUGGAUGGAUAUUGACCUCAUUCCGUCAGUAGAGGAUGCCUGGUUGUUCUUUUAAAAGUGCUUUCCUCUCAAUCUUAAAUAAGCAUGCCCCAUUCAAAAAAUUCAGAACUAAGAACAGAUAUAGCCCCUGGUUCUCCUCAGACUUGACUGCCCUUGACCAGCACAAAAACAUCCUGUGGCGUACUACAUUAGCAUCGAACAGCCCCCGCGAUAUGCAACUUUUCAGGGAAGUCAGGAACCAAUAUACACAAUCAGUUAGGAAAGCAAAGGCUAGCUUUUUCAAACAGAAAUGUGCAUCCUGUAGCACUAACUCCAAAAAGUUUUGGGACACUGUAAAGUCCAUGGAGAAUAAGAGCACCUCCUCCCAACUGCCCACUGCACUGAGGCUAGGAAACACUAUCACCACCAAUAAAUCUACAAUAAUCGAGAAUUUCAACAAGCAUUUUGCUACGGCUGGCCAUGCUUUCCACCUGGCUACCACUACCCCGACCACCAGCUCUGCACCCUCCGUUGCAACUUGCCCAUGCCCCCCCCGCUUCUCCUUCACACAAAUUCAGACAGCUGAUGUUCUGAAAGAGCUGAAAAAUCUGGACCCCUACAAAUCAUCUGGGCUAGACAAUCUGUAACCUUUCUUUCUAAAAUUAGCAGCCGAAAUUGUCGCAACCCCUAUUACUAGCCUGUUCAACCUCUCUUUCGUAACGUCUGAGAUCCCCAGAGAUUGGAAAGCUGCCACGGUCAUCCCCCUCUUCAAAGGGGGUGAUCCAAACAGUUACAGACCUAUAUCCAUCCUGCCCUGCCUUUCGAAAGUAUUUGAAAGCCAAGUUAACAAACAGAUCACCAACCAUUUCGAAUCCCACCGUACCUUCUCCGCUAUGCAAUCCGGUUUCCUAGCUGGUCAUGGGUGCACCUCAGCCACGCUCAAGGUCCUAAAUUAUAUUAUAACCGCGAUCGAUAAAAGACAGUACUGCGCAGCCGUCUUCAUCGACCUGGCCGAGGCUUUCGACUCUGUCAACCACCGCAUUCUUAUUGGCAGACUAAAUAGCCUUGGUUUCUCAAAUGACUGCCUCGCCUGGUUCACCAACUACUUCUCAGAUAGAGUUCAAUGUGUCAAAUCGGAGGGCUGUUGUCUGGACCUCUGGCAGUCUCUAUGAGGGUGCCAGAGGGUUCAAUUCUCGGGCCAACUCUUUUCUCUGUGUAUAUCAAUGAUGUCGCUCUUGCUGCUGGUGACGCUCGGAUCCACCUCUAUGCGGACGACACCAUUUUGUAUACAUCUGGCCCUUCAUUGGACACUGUUAACAAACCUCCAAAUGAGCUUCAACGCCAUACAACACUGCUUCCGUAGCCUCCAACUGCUCUUAAACACUAGUAAAACUAAAUGCAUGCUCUUCAACCGAUCGCUGCUUGCACCCGCCCACCCGACUAGAAUCACUACUCUCGGCGGGUCUGACCUAGAGUAUGUGGACAACUACAAAUACCUAGGUGUCUGGUUAGACUGUAAACUCUCCUUCCAGACUCACAUUAAGCAUCUCCAAUCAAAAGUUAGAUCUAGAAUCGGCUUCCUAUUUUGCAACAAAGCCUCCUUCACUCAUGCUGCCAAACAUGCCCUCGUAAAACUGACUAUCCUACCGAUCCUUGACUUCGGCGAUGUCAUUUACAAAAUAGCCUCCAACACUCUACUCAGCAAAUUGGAUGUAGUCUAUCACAGUGCCAUCCGUUUUGUCACCAAAGCACCAUAUACUACCCACCAUUGUGACCUGUACGCUCUUGUUGGCUGGCCCUCACUACAUAUUCGUCGCCAAACCCACUGGCUCCAGGUCAUCUAUAAAUCACUGCUAGGCAAAUCCCUGCCUUAUCUUAGCUCAUUGGUCACCAUAGCAACACCCACCCGUAGUCUGCGCUCCAGCAGGUAUAUCUCACUGGUCAUCCCCAAAGCCAACACCUCCUUUGGCCGCCAUUCCUUCCAGUUCUCUGCUGCCAAUGACUGGAACGAACUGCAAAAAUCUCUGAAGCUGGAGACUCUUAUCUCCCUCACUAACUUUAAGCAUCAGUUGUCAGAGCAGCUUACCGAUCACUGCACCUGUACACAGCCAUUCUGAAAUUAGCCCACCCAACUACCUCAUCCCCAUAUUGUUAUUUAUUUUGCUAAUUUGCACCCCAGUAUCUCUAUUUGCACAUCAUCUUUUGCACAUCUAUCAUUCCAGUGUUAAUAUGAAAUUGUAACUAUUUUGCACUAUGGCCUAUUUAUUGCCUUACCUCCAUAACUUACUACAUUCGCACACACUGUAUAUAUAUUUUCUGUAGUAUUUUUGACUUUAUGUUUUGUUUACCCCAUAUGUAACUCUGUUGUUUUUAUCGCACUGCUUUGCUUUAUCUUGGCCAGGUCGCAGUUGUAAAUGAGAACUUGUUCUCAACUGGCUUACCUGGUUAAAUAAAGGUGAAAUAAAAACUAAAAAUAAAUAGACUAUGUAUUUAGAUCUCCUUAGUUGUUUUUAGGGACUACAUUUAGGCUGUGAGGCAGGCUGCGCUGGUGUAUUGGUGCAUGGCAGGAAUGUUGUUUCGGGGAGGGCCAUGCCACCAGUUGUACAACUGCUUGCUGUAUAGCACAUUUUAGCAUUCCCAUUGGCUACAGAAUUCCCCUUCGGUGCAUAACUCAAUUUGCACCCCUAGUUGGUUCUCUAAGUGUGCUCAGAGUUUUCUAGGGUAUCCUAGUAGUGCUAUGCCAUUGGUAGUAAUGUAUUAGUGGACCGCUCCACUGCAGUGAGCAUGAUGUUUGAAAGGAUUUUCUUCUGAAAGUGCAUCCUUAAUGGAGUGUUUCUGGCUAGUGCUAGACCUAGUUGUAAUUGUGAAUGCAAAUGAUUUGUGUGUGUUCCAGGCUACCUCCUGGCAGAUGACCCUCAGGGUGAGACUCCUCUGAUCCCGGCGGAGGUGAUGGAGUAUUCUAUCAACCACUCUACUGAGGUGGACAUCAACACCACCUUGCAGAUACUGGGCUCCCCCGGAGAGAAGGCCUCCUCUAUCCCAGGAUGCAACAGGACAGACUCUGUCAUCAGGUAAGGGAGGGACUACUUCAUUGCAAACACCUCGUUUCCCAGAUCUAAAUUAGAUGGCUGGUUUGAAAGGAAUGACUUAAACCAACAGACACUCAGGCCCUCGUCAGUGGACCAGAGUUGCUCAUCUCUGCUAUAUAUCCAUCAACCAAUGGGUCUAAAAUGCACUGUCUCAGUCAGUGAUCUAACGAACAGCUUGGACAGUCUCCCCUCACGGUCUCAGUCUGUGAUCUAAUGGACCGUUUGGACAGUCUCCCCUCACUCUCUACAGCAGCUGAGAGCUAAGCGGCGGAUUUGUUCACUAAGCCCUGGUUGUAGUGCUCUGUCACGUUCACACCAGUGGGCUGUCUGUCCGGAGUGUGCCUCGUAAAACCUACUGUCCCAUGGCAUGGCAGCAGCCUUUCCCUUAUAUUAUUUUCCAGGCGGGGCACAAAGGUCCACAUAGCACUACACAGGCCAUAUGGCACGGAAACUGUCCAUUGAAGCCAACAGAAGGCAUUUUGAUGUAGAUAUGGGGUCCUCGCACCACCAGUACAGUACAAUUGUAGGGGAAAUAUUACGUACAGUGCAGGGCCAAUGAUCCACCCGUGUGUGUGUGCACGUAUUUGGGUGUGGCCCCCUGGGGGUGUGGUGCCAGCACCACAGAGGGGGAAUGCCCUGGCACAGACCCAGCCAUGCCAGUCGCUAACACACACACACACAGGCCCUUGGACAUGGACACACACACAGGAUCUUGGACACACACCCUCGGACACACACGAUAGCGUAGCAGCCUAGUCAGCCUUACAGGGCCAGAGGAAUGGAAAGACGAGGCCGGGCAUCGGAUUUCCUAACAACACUGUGCGACCCAGGCUCUGUUAAUGUCAAUGGGCUUUUGUUUUAGCAAACAAUGUGAAACCCUGCACUGUCAUGUCCAAGAUCCCUGUAUAUAGACUCCCUACUGUUAUUUUAUUUUACUGCUGCUCUUUAAUUAUUUUAAAUUUUUUACUUAACGAUUUUUUUUCUUCUUAAACUGCAUUGUUGGUUAAGGGCUUGUAAGUAAGCAUUUCACUGUAAGGUCUACACCUGUUGCAUUUGGCGCAUGUGGCAAAUACAAUUUGAUUUGAUUUGUGGGCACGCACUGAGAGCCAUCUCUUACAUACAGAACACUAAGCUGCACUAAGCCCUCUAUCUCUCUGGCCUUUGUCACAUGUGUGUGUUUGUGUGUUUGGUCAUUUGUUGUCUGAGUUACUGAAAUGAACAGACACUAAAUCACCACCUCUUUCUUUUGUUCUUACCCUCCUGUCUUGCUCAUCCUGGCCUUGGCUUCUUAUUACAAUUUAUCCCCCUCUUUUUCCUGCUAUCACUCUCUCCUCUUUCUUUCUCCUCUCUCGCCAUUUCUUUCUCUCUUUAACCUCUUUAUCAUUCCUUCACUCUCCCCGUCCCCUCUCUCACAGGUUGUUGUCAGCGGUGUUGAGGACGUCAGAGGUAGAGUCCAGGGCCACCAGGGCCAGUCUGACAGAGCUGCUCAGCCCUCAGAUGGGGAAGGACAUUGUCUGGUUCCUCAGACGCUGGGCCAAGACUUAUCUACUGGUGGACGAGAAACUCUACGGACAGGUACAACUACCACCAGAAUAUGGAUGUGACAAAUGGAGGAAAAAGAUUUUAACAUUUAAGCUGUCCUUUUUUUUUUACAAAAAUUCAUACAAUUCCAUGUAGGGUCACAAUGCAGAUGGUCUACAUCGCGCUUCCCGCGGACAGAGAAAAUAGUUUAUGCUGCUGAUGCUCUUGCUUUUCAGGAGAGUAGCGCGUGUAGCUUGUUGUUGUCCAAUCACAAGUCAUCAAACCGGCACUAGGCUACAGUCGUAGAGCUGGAGCCUCUGUUAAGUUAUUAGGAGAUAUCUAGGCUAAUCAAUGGAAGAUGGAAUUACAAUGACAGAACUAAAAGUUAAAUGAGAAGGACAGGCUACAACACUGAGCCAACAGGUAGUAAUAAUCUGAAUGGAGUUGUUCUUAUUUACUGUAAGAUUCAGGAGGUGAGAAAGCGCAAAGUUCAAGUUAUGUAGUCUCAAUUAGCCUAGCUAACGUUAGCUAGCUAUCUUAUCAUGGUUUUAUGCAGUCAAGACAGAUACUAUGUAAUCAGAUGAGAUGAUAAAUAUAGUGCAUUCGGAAAGUAUUCAGACCCGUUGACUUUUUCCAAAUGUUGUUACGUUACAGCUGUCAUCAAGGCAAAGGGUGGCUUCUAGAAGAAUCUCUAAUAUAAAAUCUAUUUUGAUUUGUUUAACACUUUUUUCGUUACUACAUGUUUCCAUAUGUGUUAUUUCAUAGUUUUGAUGUCUUCACUCUUAUUCUACAAUGUAGAAAAUAGUAAAAAUAAAGAAAAACCCUGGAAUGAGUAGGCGUGUCCAAACUUUUGACUGGGACUGAAUAGUGGGAGUAUCUUUUUUAUUUUAUUUUUUAUAUACAUACGGUUAGGGAUUUAUUUUCUUAAGGUUAAGGACACCAUUUUGUUGAAACGUUCACACCCCAUACACUAGACACCACUGUCUGAUUUGUCUUAAUGUGGUCGUCCAUAAUACAACACUUCUCACUCCAACCCUCUCUGAGUGUGAAGGCCCAAUAACACUGGCAUGGUAAUGGACUUGACAUGGAUUUGACGGAUGACUUCAUAAAUAGUCUUUGUGACAUUCACUGAUGCGGAGAAGGCCACUGGACACUUGAGGUGGUGAAAAUGCCAGGGAUUGUCCUCUAUCACUGUCUACAGUAGCUGAGCUAUGAGAGCUCUCUAAGUGUUCUUAAAGUAUCCCUGUAAAGCCCUCCUUGUAGAGUUCUGUCAUGUUUACACCACCAGUGUACUGUCACCUUAACACCAGUGUACUCUCUGGAAGUGUGUCUUGUAAAACCUGGUUCCCAGUGGGUUGUUGCAUGGUGUGGAGCAGUGCAGUAUACCACUGGACUGGACCGUGCAGCCAAUCGACAUCAGAUCAGCAGCCAUGGCCAUUUAUCAUGUGAUCUGUUCAAGUGUUGUAGUGAUUUUCAUCUAUCCCUCACACCUAUCUUUCUCUCUUUUCAUCCCUCCUUCAGAUCAGUAUACCCCUGAGCACGGCGUUCGGGGCCGACACGGAGGGGGCCCAGUGGAUUGUGGGAUACCUGCUGGAGAAGGUGAUAAACAACCUGUCUGUGUGGAGCUCUGAACCUGAACUGGCUAAUGACACGGUGGAGCUACUGGUCUGUCUGGUGGAGAAAAGGGAGAGGUGAGACACUGACUGACUGACUGACUGACUGACUGACUGACUGACUGACUGACUGACUGACUGACUGACUGACUGACUGACUGACUGACUGACUGACUGACUGACUGACUGACUGACUGACUGACUGACUGACUGACUGACUGACUGACUGACUGACUGACUGACUGACUGACUGACUGACCGACCGACCGACCCCAACUAUGCACACACAAAAAUCUCAAAUCUUUCUCCAUCCCUCCCCUCUCAGGGCCAACAUAGUGGUGCAGUGUGAGAACUGGUGGAACUUAGCGAAGCAGUUUGCCAGCCGCAGCCCUCCCCUGGACCUGCUGUCCAGCUCAGUACAAAGGACCUUGAUGAAGGCCCUGGUUCUGGGGGGCUUCGCACACAUGGACUCAGACACCAAGCAGCAGUACUGGACCGAGGUAGGGAAUCCUAUAGAACCCCAAAGAACACAAAGACUGCCUAUUUCUAAAAUGUAUCUUAUUAAAAUGUGAUUUUAAACCUAACCACACUGAUAACCUUAAGCCUAACCUUACAUUGAAAUUAAGACCAAAAAUGUUGUUUUCAUGAAUUUUUACAAUCUGCCAAUUUUUACUUUGGAAACCCUACCAAACAGCGCUCACCUUACUGCUGUCCCCCACCCACACAACAACGAUGGUAUUAAUUCAUGCAAUUUUAGGUUCUGUGCCUCUCCUCCAUGUUGUCAGUACGUACUUCAUGUCCCACACCUCAUCAAUGUGAUGGCUUGUUGCAGUGAUGUAUGACAGCGUGUUCAUAGACGUCCAACAAUCUGUUGUUAAUGCCACGUAUCGUGUUUGAGAGCUCGCGCUUUGUACUUGCAGAGCAGCAGGGCUGUCACGGUUUUUCAACAUGGCAUCUUGUAGUCUGGUUCUAGAUAUGCCAUUAGGGCAAGGUUCCCCAACUGGCGGCACGCAGGUGAUUUCAUUUGGCUCCCCAUGUUUUCUGAGCCAAAUAAAUAUAUAUGUUUUUACAUAAAACACUGUAAAAACACCAGCAAAUCAGCUCUAAGUGAUUAGAAUUUUGGAAAUCUGUUCCAAAGUAUUCCCACGCAUAAUAGAGAUAUAUGUGAUUGUAUACAAAUGUAAGCAAGGUUUGAAAUGUUUGUUUUACUCAAAUAAUCUAUCUGUUUGGGCUUCUUGCAGUCAAUUUGUAAUUAUGUUCCGGCCCCCUGACCAUCCGCUCGAGAAAGAAUUGGCCCUCGGCUGAAUCUAGUUGAUGAUCCCUGCAUUGGGUUAUUGAAGCCGACAUCCUCUACCAUUGACAAUGGCUUUAUAUCAACUGCAAUAAUUUCUGUAAUCAGCACUGUGAUUUUCUUACUCCGUCCAUUAUCGCACUGCUGCCAGAAGUGGUUUGGAUCUCACGGUGCCUCUUUUUCAGCAUUGCGCUUGUACUGCCACUGUAGCUCAAUUCCACCUUACAAAGUUUGCAUUUCAUCACCUUCUCAUUUACCUUCUCAAAGUAUUGCCAUACAGAACCCCCCUCUCUGAAUCCCUAAAUGGAACUAACUUCGCACACAUGCCCUUCCAAGGACCCAGGGAAAUGGAGCCAUAACUGAAAGCUCUCGUUUCAUUUCCCUUCAGAUUUCCUCUAUAUAGGCUCUCUUUCCCAUAGACUUUAGUUGGUAACAAGUUGUGAGAUCUCAAGUGUCUUUUCCCUACUGUGGUGAUUCUAUUUAACCACUCUCCCCAUAGACUUUAGUAGUAACAAACGGUGAAGCCAAAUGAUUUAGCCAAAACCAUUACACCUCCCUAGAGUCUAUGGUUUGAUAAUGAUCCUCAUAAUGAUCUUGAAGGCCAUUCUAUAAUAAUGCAAGACGACUCCAAAGCCAUUAGUAGAGCUCUAUGAAUGAGACGGCAGCUGUCUUGCCUUCCAGCUGAUGUGACCGUAGAGUGUGUACAGUACAGUAGGCCAUUGGAGAAGAGGUGGGAAUGAAAAUAGCCUGCAGCUGAUCUCUCUUCUUCACCACUCUCCUUCUCCUUUUGGGGGUUGGGGCCAAGUUACUGUAAAGCACUUUGUAACAAAUGUUGUUGAUUGAUUAGAUGUGAUUGAUUGAUCACCUCUCCCCCUUCAUCCCUCUUUCUUCCUUCCUCCCUCCCUCCUUUCUCUUCCUCUCCCUCCAGGUGCUGCACCCCCUCCAGCAGCGCUUCCUCAACCUGAUCAACCAGGAGAACUUUCCCCAGAUCUGUCAGGAGGAGAGUGUGAAGCGGGAGAUCGUGGCCACCCUGGAGGCGCUGUGUGGCAUCGCCGAGGCAACGCAGAUCGACAACGUGGCGUCUCUCUUCAGCUUCCUCAUGGACUUCCUGUCCAGCUGCAUCGGCCUGAUGGAGGUGUACCGCAACACGCCCGAGACCAUCAACCUCAUCAUCGAGGUGUUUGUGGAGGUCGCCCACAAACAGAUCUGCUACCUUGGAGAGGUGAGGAUAGCAAAAAUACUGAAUCGUUUUAAUAAUAACCACACACUUAGAAUUACAAAUCCCUACACUUGUAUUAUGUGUAGGGCAAUUGAAUCGGAUAUGGGGGUUCCACUGGAAAGAGUUAACAGCCACCUCUUCUCCCUCUCUGACCCCCCAGUCAAAGUCUAUGAAGCUGUAUGAGGUGUGCCUGACGCUACUACAGGUCUACUCUAAGAACAACCUGGGCAGGAAGAGGGCUGAUGUGGCUGCUGAGGAGGACCAGUACCAGGACCUGCUGCUCAUCAUGGAGCUGCUCACCAACCUGCUCUCUAAGGAGUUCAUUGACUUCUCAGACACAGGUGUGGACGGUGGGUGUGUGUACAUCUCCACCAUCCCCAAUGACAUCCAGUCUGCAUUUAUGUAUGAUAUUUUAGGUUCCUAGUUAGUUAUCAAUACUUACAGAAUGCUCUGGUGUGUGUGUGUGUGUUGAUGGUGGAACAGAUGAGGUUUUCCGGGGGCAGGAGCAGGGUUCGGGAGCGGCAGGUCGGUCGGUGUCGGCUGCAGACGUAGUUCUGUUUGGAGUAAACAUCAUUCUGCCUCUCAUGUCUCAGGACCUGCUCAAGGUAAGACCCAGGGCCCAGUCUCAAUACUUAAACAAUGCUUCUUCCUUCCUUGAAGUAAUCACUGAUGUACAUUCUGUCACUGUACUACAAACUGUUGUUAAACUGGUUUGUCUCUGUGUGUUUUCAGUUCCCGUCUCUGUGUAAUCAGUACUACAAGCUCAUCACGUUCAUCUGUGAGAUCUUCCCUGAGAAGAUCCCCCAGCUACCAGAGGAGCUGUUUAAGAGUCUAAUGUACUCCCUAGAGCUGGGCAUGACUUCCAUGAGUUCAGAGGUCAGCCAGCUGUGUCUGGAGGCUCUGUCCCCCCUGGCCGAGCAGUGUGCCAAGUCCCAGGAGAAAGACACGCCCCUCUUCAUCGCCACACGCCACUUCCUCAAGGUGAGGCACCCCCUCCAGGGAUUUCCUCCUAACUACAAGGUCUGCUUCAUUCCAUUAUGCUCAAAAAUAGGAAAUGUUUUGUAAUGAAAAUCUCUCCCUCUCUAGUUGGUGUUUGACAUGCUGGUACUGCAGAAACACAACACAGAGAUCACAGUGGCAGCGGGAGAAGCUCUAUAUACACUAGUGUGCCUGCAUCAAGUGAGUAUCCUUUGUUUUAAACUUCCUGCACACAUGUAUCUCAUUCUUUUUGAUUGGCUAUGGUGAUGUAUGUGGACAAAAAACAAAAGUAAUGUAAAAUGUAAUUGUACCUCCUGUCGGCCUUGUAGGAUGAUGUAAUUUCCUAUUCUCUCUCCUCCCCUCGCUCCAGGCGGAGUACCAGGAGCUGGUGGAGUCUCUGCUUGCCACCCAGCGAGACGCCAUCAUCUACCAGCGACUGGCUGACGCCUUCAACAAGCUGACAGCCAGCAGUACGCCGCCAAGCAUGGACCGCAAGCAGAAGGUGGCCUUCCUCAAGAGUUUGGAGGAGUUUGUGUCCAAUGUAGGGGGGCUACUUUGUGUCAAAUAACUAUUAGCCCCCCAGCUCCCCUCCUCCCUAGCCCCUCUAUAUCCAAGCCGCUCACAGAUGAUUUACCUACCUACCUUGACCACAUCUGACCAAGCCAAACCAUUGAGAAGACGGACAGACCGAGCUGAUGAGCUGCACUGUUAGACUGUGUGAAAGAAAAUAGGGGAGGUUGAGACACUGAAGGGAGCACUGGACUGGACUGGACUAGGGUGUGGUUUGGGCAGUUUCCACGCCCGCUCCUCCCCCUAUCCCCUCCUUUUUCCUCAAAGGCCCCCAGCGCACACAUACAGUGGCUUCGGGGAUUGGGAUUUGGUGGGGGGGGGGGGGGGGUCAGAGAGGGUUGGACUUGCCCCCUGUACCCCUCUGUCCCAUCAUCCAAUCAUUGUUUACGUUUGCCAGUGGGAGGGUUGGGAUGAACACAGCAGGAGGGGCCAAUCUGUUCUGAGAACGCUAUGCCCCUUCCUCUCUCCCCAUCCCCAUCCCCUCGCUCCCCCUCCCAGAGUGCCUUUGUUUUCUUGUUUGUGUCAUGUGUCGACUCCAGUGUGUCUGUGUGGCCAAGCUGAGACGUGUCUUACAGCAACAACUGUGCCUGUCACACACACCAAAAACACGGUGGAAGCACGCACAUACAAAUCUCCAUGACCACGAGAGGCUAGAUCCCACCACCUUCGGGUUGCUGAACCUGUUAACUGGAGGGCCGAUGACAAAAAAACAAUUCACUUCGUGUUCAUCAAGGGUGUAUAUAUGUGGGGGGGUUUUUAAGUGGAAAAAAUGUAUGUUUAAAACAAUUACUGAAAGUUUUUAUAAGAUGAUGGCAAAGAAGCUGAAUUUGUAUGGUUAUGAUGAGUUCACUUGAAGAAAAGGGAGGCAAGUUUGAAAACGUUGGAUUUAGUUUUGAUUUCUUUAUCAUUCUAGAUUGUAAUUGUAUUCUACGCCAACCUUUUGUCUCCCUAGCACCAUUUCAGUCCUGACUGCCCAUAGCCAAUAUACAGAUAAUUGAAGGCCUUAGGAAGUUUGGGCCCUUGAAGUUUAGCAAUGUUCUCUCUAGUUUUAUUUUUCUAUGUCACAACCACUAUCUCCACUUCAAAACACACUGAAUGGAAGUUUAAGAAGCAAUAACAAACCAAAAAAGGAACAGAGCCACUUGUUUUAACCAUGGCAUUUGAGAUGGACUCACUGCCCUUCCUCUGUUUAGAGCACUACCCUGAUUUAUUUUGGAAUGCCUGAAUGAAUUGUAUUGAAAUGUAAAAGUGUACAUAAACUUAUUAUAUAAAAUAUUGAGUUGUUUUUCCUCUUCUUUUUAAAUUGUUUGUUGUUUUCAUUUUGAUCCAUCUCAAUGUCCUGUUAUACAGAAUAUGGGAAAAAAAAGUUCCAUAUCCAGUUUGGAUCAUUCUUGAAAACAUAAAACCCAAAGUGCUUUCAAUAUCUCUGAAAUAAA
Messenger RNA from Coregonus sp. 'balchen', 19544 nucleotides. The record is from the annotation of a GenBank genome assembly. Lineage: Eukaryota; Metazoa; Chordata; Actinopteri; Salmoniformes; Salmonidae.